Molecule: messenger RNA, 1669 nt
Organism: Centrocercus urophasianus (Greater sage-grouse)
Lineage: Eukaryota; Metazoa; Chordata; Aves; Galliformes; Phasianidae
Gene: TCTN3
Product: tectonic family member 3
Exons: 13
Coding region: 1-1635 (544 amino acids)
Biological process (GO): cilium assembly; smoothened signaling pathway
Source: RefSeq, a predicted model, not a curated record
AUGAGCGGGGCGCGGGAGGCGCUGCUCGCCCUGCUGCUGGCGGCUGAGCUCGCCGCCGGGGGUCCGCGCGAGGUGGCGGCUCCGCACCGAGCCUCUGCCGUCCGCGCGGUCCGCGGCGGCGCCCAGAGCCCCCUGCUCGUCGCCGGAGGUUUACCCGGCCGCCCGCCCGGCGCCGCUGGUUCGUCCCGCCUCGUCGGCGGCAGGUCUGUGAAUCAAGUGUGUGUGGAAAAAUCACUCAUAUUCAGAGCUAAUAUUCCUUACCAUACUGACGACAUUGCUGUCUCUGAUGGACCUGAUCUGUUCUGUGUGCAGCUGGAUGAACCAAAACUGAACUAUUUCCAACAGCCAAGGUGCACCAAAGAAUCUGAUUUUCUGAAGCUCUUGAGGAAGUAUGACAGGCACUCUUUCUUAGCGCAAUCACAAGUCCAGCCGUCAUUCUCUGCAUUUUACCGAGCUGGCGAUCCAAUCCUAAUCUACUUUGAUUCGUUAUCUAUACUGAGUGUGCUUAGACAGCCAGUAAAAAUGGGAGUCAGUGGACUUUGUGUAGAUGGAAAUCCAGCUGGCUUCCUGGAAAGUGAAAGCACAAGCUGUAUUCGCAUGUUCACAAACCUGAGCAGGAGCUGUAUCAGUGACCCUGCCCUAAAUGCUGCCUCCUACUACCGUGACUUUGCAGUACUAAAGGUUCCAAUCCAUGACGCCAUUGCAGAGUCCAUGAAGGUAAGGAUCAGCCCAAUUGGACCACCUGGAGCUCCCUACAUGGAAGAUAACAUGUGUAACAAUGCUGUUUCUGAAGUGAUCUAUGAGAUAGAAUUUAAUGGUACCCAUGGGAUUCAGAGUGUGUCUGUCCGGUUCAAAGUGACCAGCAUCUCUGGGAGCUCUGGAUUCUCACUGCAGCAGCACUUCACUUUGCAUUUUUGGACCAGGAUGCUUUCUCAUACGCUGCCUAGAAGUGGAAACCCUGGUUAUAUCACUGGAGCACCACUACUGAUUGCAAAUGGAAGUGCAGUGCAGCACAUGAGCAUUCUGCAGAGUGAGGGUGAUGGCAGUUGCUCGCAGUUUCUGAGACACGCAGUACGAUUUGGAAGCAAUAUGAGGACUGGCUGCAAACUCAGGCUAACUCAAGUGGAAAAAAGUAAUUGCAGUUACAUCCAGCUAAAGUUAUAUGAGGCUUUUCAGGGGAUGAACCAAGCAGAGGACCUUGCUAUAAUUGGUAGUGCUCGUUCAAGCCAAGAAGAAGAGUGGGUGACCAUUCUGAUCCAGAACUGCAGUGUACAGACUGAGAAUUGCAGUUCCUGUUGCAUGAUUCCUGUGACUCUGGAUAUACAGAUAUUGUGGACUAAGAAGGGUCUCCUGUCCAACCCACAAGCUCAAAUAUUGGGUGUACGGUACUUUUAUCAGUGUCAAUCCCUAAAGUCCCUAAGCACAAGUUUGGUGCCUUUGACAACUGUUGUUACCUUCACUGAAAUGACGGAAUGGCCAGAACCUCCACGUGGCCUGCCCAAAGUACACUGGAAACUCCCAUUUGACUUUUUUUUUCCAUUCAAGAUGGUGCUGAAUAUUGAAAGAAGUUACAGAGAUGAUUUGACUGCCUACUUUGUUGUGAUUCUAAUAUUGUCUAGUAUUCUCUGCUGUUGAAGAGAUUAAAAUAGAUGAAACCUGUAUAAAUUCA